This is a messenger RNA of Verticillium dahliae VdLs.17, 369 nucleotides long. RefSeq names its product guanyl-specific ribonuclease F1. Gene Ontology annotation, molecular function: RNA binding; RNA nuclease activity. NCBI's taxonomy places the organism in Eukaryota, Fungi, Ascomycota, Sordariomycetes, Glomerellales, Plectosphaerellaceae. The coding region runs from base 1 to 369 and encodes 122 amino acids. The record is from RefSeq and is a predicted model, not a curated record. The transcript has a single exon.
AUGCAGUUCAAGGCUCUCAUUGUCUCCCUCCUCGCCGUCGCGGCGCAAGCGGCGCCCGCCUCGCCCAACGAGGAGCGCUCCGCCAUUGAGAAGCGCGCGACAACCUGUGGCAGCACCUACUACACGACGGCGCAGGUCAACGCCGCCGCCAACGCCGCAUGCCAGCACGUCCGCGCCGGCACCCAGGCGGGCUCCUCCAACUACCCCCACCGCUACAACAACUACGAGGGCUUCAACUUCAAGGCGUCCGGCCCCUGGCAGGAGUUCCCCCUGAGGUCCAGCGGUGUCUACACCGGAGGUGAGCCAAGAUGCCCCCCCCCCCCCCCCCCCCCCCAUCCGCGUAUAUGUAAAAAAAAUAAAGGGACAUAG